Balaenoptera musculus (blue whale) is the source of this 977-nucleotide messenger RNA. RefSeq names its product BUD31 homolog (gene BUD31). The coding region runs from base 352 to 786 and encodes 144 amino acids. Gene Ontology annotation, cellular component: nucleus; spliceosomal complex. The transcript has 6 exons. Gene Ontology annotation, biological process: mRNA splicing, via spliceosome. NCBI's taxonomy places the organism in Eukaryota, Metazoa, Chordata, Mammalia, Artiodactyla, Balaenopteridae. The record is from RefSeq and is a predicted model, not a curated record.
CCGCCCGGGAAGUGAGGGCAAAAGGCGACAGCGGCCCUGGAAUUCUGUACAGUCAGAGCUGCGGACACCUAAGAUAACGAAAUUUCCGCGCUAGGUGGGGCGGGGCUCCGCGAGAACCUCAUCCUGAAGGGAUAACUUCGGAAGCAGAGGCAGGCGAUAGAGAAGGGGCGUCCGACGGCGACGGAGGACGUGACAAGAUUGAGGACCAGAGAGGGAAGGUGACCUCUCCAAAGUCACAGCUGGCCAAGAACCUAAGCCUGUAACUGAAGAGACCAGAGAUCUUUCUUUCUGCUACAUACACUCUUGGGAAACAGACCCUAAGAUCCUUGCAGAUUAUCUUCUGGGGAAAAAAUGCCUAAAGUCAAAAGAAGCCGGAAAGCUCCCCCAGAUGGCUGGGAGUUGAUCGAGCCAACAUUGGAUGAAUUAGAUCAAAAGAUGAGAGAAGCUGAAACAGAACCUCACGAGGGAAAGAGGAAAGUGGAAUCUCUGUGGCCCAUCUUUAGGAUCCAUCACCAGAAAACCCGCUAUAUUUUUGACCUCUUCUACAAGCGGAAAGCCAUAAGCAGAGAACUGUAUGAAUACUGUAUUAAAGAAGGCUAUGCAGAUAAAAACCUGAUCGCAAAAUGGAAAAAGCAGGGAUAUGAGAACCUAUGCUGCCUGCGGUGCAUUCAGACACGGGACACCAAUUUUGGGACAAACUGCAUUUGCCGGGUCCCCAAAAGCAAGCUGGAAGUGGGUCGGAUCAUCGAGUGCACGCACUGCGGCUGCCGGGGCUGCUCUGGCUGAGGCCGUCGGGCCCGACCCCCCUCCGCCCUGGACUCUGGACUGCGCAGGUUUCUGCCUGUCACGCCACCCUUUCCUGGGAGCAGCUCUUCCUCAGAGCAGUUCCCCAGGCCCAAGUAGGAGCAUGGUCUCUACAUGUGAAGGCUUUGGUGUUCAUCAGCUGUGAUUUGUAGAAAUAAAACUCUUAAACCUUU